CCGCCUCUUCGCUGAUUCGCUGUGCUUGCAGCACCGAGUUUCUCAGCCUCUUGUUGCCGCUGCUGCCGUUGCUGCCGUUGUUGUUGCUGUGCCUACUCCCCCGACGCUUGUGCGCUCAGCUGCCGAGGUUUUGUUUUCCGCGGCUGCUCUACAUGCAGCAGGGACAGUACUAGUCUUUUUUCCACUGAGGGCAAUAAUAACGUAUAUUGUCAACAAUGGCUCCGCCCCAGGCACCGGCCACUCAAGUGGCGGGGCCUGGUGAACAACCUCCCGCGCAGCGGGGCUGGACCGGAGGGAUUGCUGGGUUUGUUCGGAUGGGCAUUUUCUGGUACUUCGCUAUGCAAAUGUUCGGUCCGAAGAAAGUUAAGAAUCCCGCUGAUCUUACAGGCAAUCUUUUCAACAAGGGCGAUAAUCUGGAUCUUUAUUUGUACAUAUCCGAAUCAUCAGAAUUUACCGACUUUGGCAAGGUGAAACCAAUUUGGGAAGAGAAAAACAUUCCUUACGCCGUCUGGACCCCUGAUGGUGUUCGUCGCACAAACUACACAUAUACUCCUUCAAAGGCAGCUCAACAUAAUGCUACUGUAUAUGCGCACGUUUGUUUUACAAUAUCAGACUUUGAUUUGACUAGUCAAUAUGGUCUGAAGAGCCCAGAUGAUCGGAAGAGUCGAGAUUUCUUCUGUAAACGUCAUUCUCUUGUUGUAUACCUUCCAAAACCAAAAGUUGAUAAACGUAAGAGUUUGCUUGCAAAGGAUGAGAAAGGGAACUCUUCAGAGCCACUUUUGGAGGAGCCUGCAGAAGGAGUGGAGGAGGGUCCUCCCGAAUGGGUUUCGUAUUUUAAACCCAACCUGACCAUAAACUUGGUGGAUGACUUCACUAGAUAUCCGAAAGUUGGCGCCCCACCACCAAUUGCUGAACACCUUUCUUAUUUCUAUGAACGAAGUAGGGACGGCUUUUUGCAACCUACUGGUUAUUACCCAACUGUUUUUUUCAACGAGUUUUGGUUGCUGAGAGACAAGCUUAUCGCUCUUAAUGAGACCGUCGAAAAACUGGAAGUUAACUUUGAGUUUGGUCCAAUUAGUCUCACUCGGUGGCAGCUAUAUCUACAAAUAGAUCAGUCAUUUCAAAUUCAUAAGUCAUAUGGGAGCAUGAUGGAUGGUGAAGCUGAUGAAUUGAAGAGGGUCUUUUUGGAAGGAAAUCCUUAUCUACUUGGGUUGACGAUGUGUGUUUCACUUCUUCACACCGUCUUUGACUUCUUGGCAUUCAAAAAUGAUAUUCAGUUUUGGAACAAGAACAAGUCCAUGGAAGGAUUAUCAGCACGGUCUGUCGUUAUCAACUUUGUUUGCCAGUUGAUCGUGUUUUUGUACUUGUUGGACAAUGAGACUUCUUGGAUGAUCAUCCUCAGCGCUGGCAUGGGCUGCUGCAUUGAAUUCUGGAAAAUUGGGAAGGCCAUGCAUGUAGAGAUUGAUCGUAGUCGAGGGUACCCUCUUCUUAAAUUCAGCGAUCGACAAUCAUAUGCUGGGAACAAGACAAAGGAAUAUGAUGCCUUGGCGAUGAAAUACCUAUCCUAUGUCCUAUAUCCUUUGGUUGCUGGUUUUGCAAUCUACUCGCUUAUGUAUGACCGUCAUAAAAGCUGGUAUUCCUGGAUUUUGGGAUCUUUGACAAGUUGUGUGUAUACAUUUGGUUUUAUCAUGAUGUGUCCACAGCUUUUUAUCAACUACAAGUUGAAGUCUGUAGCUCACAUGCCUUGGCGACAGAUGACCUACAAGUUCCUCAAUACUAUCAUUGAUGACUUAUUUGCCUUCGUUAUUAAGAUGCCUCUUCUACAUCGCUUGUCUGUAUUUCGAGAUGAUAUCGUUUUUCUUGUCUACUUGUAUCAGCGUUGGAAGUAUCCAGUUGACAAGAAGCGCGUCAAUGAGUUCGGGUUUGGUGGAGAUGAUGAGAAGGAGGAUGAGACCAAUCUUUUGGAAGGAACGGAAGCUGUGCAAGGUGAUAGAGCCGGGGAAGAGAGGGCAGGUGGCCCUCGAGUGGGUAUUACGGAGGACUCCGUCAGUAAGAGAGCUGGAGGUAGUAGAGAAGAGAAGGAUAGUAGUUCAAUACGGGCAGGUUCAAGGUCAACCGGAGAGAGUAAGAAGAGCACUUAGCAGUUUAACUAUCAUGCUAUCUUUGUCCACACUUGUAAUCCAACGAGUGCUUUCCUAUGGUUCCAUCCGAUUGUCCCUGUUGUCCAAGCCAGCUUUCCUACAUCCGCGGGUAGCUACAAAACAGUGCUUCUACUGAUUUUGUAAGCUGUAAUGAUGAUUGUAACGUUUGGAUUGGUAGAUUGACUGAGCACAUGUGCUUUGAUAACGAAAGCAUAAUACUGUCGGGUAACAGUUUAUUGCAGACUCAGCAGUAGGAGGAUUAUUACGAGGUCCAAACUGUAAAGUGAUUAUAAUUUACACCCUGGACAAUAUUUCUUUUC
Molecule: messenger RNA, 2461 nt
Organism: Physcomitrium patens
Lineage: Eukaryota; Viridiplantae; Streptophyta; Bryopsida; Funariales; Funariaceae
Cellular component (GO): endomembrane system; membrane
Source: RefSeq, a predicted model, not a curated record